This is a messenger RNA of Gasterosteus aculeatus aculeatus (three-spined stickleback), 1022 nucleotides long. It is a transcript of the gene gnpda1, whose product is annotated as glucosamine-6-phosphate deaminase 1. Gene Ontology annotation, cellular component: cytoplasm. The record is from RefSeq and is a predicted model, not a curated record. NCBI's taxonomy places the organism in Eukaryota, Metazoa, Chordata, Actinopteri, Perciformes, Gasterosteidae. Gene Ontology annotation, molecular function: glucosamine-6-phosphate deaminase activity; identical protein binding. Gene Ontology annotation, biological process: N-acetylneuraminate catabolic process; N-acetylglucosamine catabolic process; D-glucosamine catabolic process.
CACAUCCGCAUCCUACAGCAGCAGUCACGUGACUCCCCCGGAUUCCGUCUGCUGCAAGUAAAACGGACACGGAUCACAUCCUCCAAGGACGAUGAAGUUGAUCGUCCUCAAUGACUACGAGCAGGCCAGCGAGUGGGCUGCAAAGUACAUCAGAAACAAGAUCCUAUUGUUCCGACCUGGUCCGGACAGAUUUUUUACCCUGGGGCUUCCCACAGGAAGCACCCCUAUGGGUUGUUACAAGAAACUAAUCGAGUACUACGAGAUGGGCCAAAUCUCAUUUCAGUAUGUAAAAACCUUCAACAUGGAUGAAUACGUAGGACUUCCCAGAGAUCACCCUGAGAGCUACCACUCCUUCAUGUGGAAUCAAUUCUUCAAGCACAUAGACAUAAAAGCAGAGAACACCCACAUCCUUGAUGGCAACGCCGCUGACCUACAAGCAGAGUGUGCAGCAUUUGAGGAGAAGAUAACAGCUGCCGGAGGGAUCGAGCUCUUUGUCGGAGGUAUUGGACCAGAUGGCCACAUUGCCUUCAAUGAGCCUGGUUCAAGCCUGGUUUCCAGGACUAGGGUGAAGACCCUGGCAAAGGACACUAUCGUGGCCAAUGCUCGAUUCUUUGAUGGAGAUCUCUCAAAGGUACCGACCAUGGCACUGACGGUGGGAGUGGGCACAGUCAUGGACGCAAAAGAGGUCCUGAUUCUCAUCACUGGAGCACACAAGGCCUUUGCCUUAUACAAAGCUAUAGAGGAAGGUGUGAAUCACAUGUGGACAGUGUCCGCUUUCCAGCAGCACCCGCAGACAGUUUUUGUGUGUGAUGAAGACGCCACAUUGGAACUGCGGGUCAAAACUGUAAAAUACUUCAAAGGGAUGAUGCACGUUCACAACAGGCUGGUGGAGACACUUCCCUCAGUGCCAAAGAAGAACUGAGGCUAUCAUGUCCUCGUAAUUGUUGAUCCAUAAGGCAUUUUUUCAAAACUUUAAAGAGAGUGAUGACCCCCAAAUAAAAAACAAUCCUGUUGCACCUUGA